Astrephomene gubernaculifera is the source of this 989-nucleotide messenger RNA. NCBI's taxonomy places the organism in Eukaryota, Viridiplantae, Chlorophyta, Chlorophyceae, Chlamydomonadales, Astrephomenaceae. The record is from the annotation of a GenBank genome assembly.
UUUCGCAGUAUAUGUCGCUUACAAUGCCGGAUGACCUCGACCCCCCGCGACGCCAAAAACGCCACCGCGCGUGCGGCAAGACCCAAAGAAGCAACCCGCCUCACCAACUGCAGGCCCCACAUCAACCGCAGCCAUUGACCCUCCCUCCACCCUUCUUUGACUCCAGCCUUCAGAUCUUACUUACCGCAGACCCAGUCGAUGCAUCCUCGCCAUCCUCCAUCUGGCGCCAGCUUGCGACUGCAACCGGGUUAUCCCUGCUUCAGACAAAAGCUUACCCACCCAUCCCGGAGCCGUCGCACCCACUCCCAGAAGCAGCACCUGAGGGCUGCAGACGCAGCCUCCUGCGUCGCGGCUACGCUCGGCUUCCUACCUCCGAAACCAUCUGGGGCGUCCCUGGAGCGCAAGCCCAUGCCCGGUUGUGUCAGCGGCUGGCAAGCGCAUGUACGGCACUACGUCGGCUGGGGUGGCACCUUGGCUGGCUGCUGCUGUACGACGAGCCCUGGCUGCUGGCCCGGAUGUACGGCAGGUUUCUGGAGCGGCUGUCGGCGGGGCGGCUGCAGCUGAACCCGGACUUUGUGUUCUUCCAUGUGGAGCCGGGCUCCCGCGGCUGGCCGCCCCACCGCGACCGCCCCUCCAUGCCCUUCCUCCCGUCCGCCGGCCCCGGCCGCCUUCCCGCCUACAUCACCUUCUGGAUUGCCCUCAGCGCCGCCACACCCGAGCAAGGCUGCAUCUACGUCCUACCAGCUGACCUAGACCCGCUGAACGACAGCAGCUCCCUGCCGCCACUCCCCACCGCCACUAACCACGCCGACGACACCGCCGCUACAUUUACCGUUCCAGCAAUGGAUGAAAGCAACGAAGAGUCUGCACGGCGAGCAGACGCUGGGCAUGCACUUUCUCAGAAGGACCGCACCACCACAUCUGAUGAGAUUGAUGUUGCCGUACAAGCCGACCUGUCCGUACAUGACCUUCAGGCGGUACGAGCGCUG